AUGGUUCGAUUGAAAAGCAGAUACAUAUUGUUCGAAAUUUUAUACCCUACAACCGGUGAAAAGUUCGAAUCAGUACCGAACACACAGAAGAAGACCAUUCUAAUGAACCACCAUCGAAUAUCUCCUAACACAAUCAAUGCAAAAAUUAUCUUACAGGAGCUUCGAAAGCAACUUCAAAUUAACUUUGGGGAUUAUGGAGCCGGAAAGGCUACCUCAUUACUACAGAUAAAGUACUUUUCAAAUAAGACAUCGACAGGCAUAAUACGAUGCAGUCAUGAAGAUCAUCAACUCGUCAUUGUCGCACUCACAUUAAUGAACCAACUUGAUUCUGUUGAAGACAUAAUUGUCAAUCCAAUCAAAGUUAGUGGAACUAUAAAGAAAAUAGAGCUAUAUGCCAUAAACAGAAGUCGUAGAUUGAAUAGAAUUCUUUCAACGACGGAUAGGAAUGAUGAGUUUUCUACCAUUAUAGAGGACGAUAUUGACGAUUAA
Kluyveromyces marxianus DMKU3-1042 is the source of this 489-nucleotide messenger RNA. RefSeq names its product RNA-binding protein POP5 (gene POP5). The coding region runs from base 1 to 489 and encodes 162 amino acids. Gene Ontology annotation, biological process: tRNA 5'-leader removal. The record is from RefSeq and is a predicted model, not a curated record. Lineage: Eukaryota; Fungi; Ascomycota; Saccharomycetes; Saccharomycetales; Saccharomycetaceae. Gene Ontology annotation, molecular function: ribonuclease P RNA binding. The transcript has a single exon. Gene Ontology annotation, cellular component: ribonuclease P complex.